AUGGGGGAGGGCGGUUUCGGCAAGGGCAAACCGGGUGAGAAAGGCAAGAAGGGUAAGAAGGGAAAGAAGGGCGGCAAGAAGGGUGCCGAGGAGAAGGAGUGGGUGCCUUGCACCAAGAUCGGGCGCCUCGUGAAGGAGGGCAAGAUUACGUCCAUCGAGGAUAUAUAUUUGCAUUCGCUGCCCAUCAAGGAGUACCAGAUCAUCGACCAGUUCUUCGCCCCGGGCACGCUUAAGGACGAGGUGAUGAAGAUCCACCCUGUCCAGAAGAUGUCUUCAGCUGGCCAGACCAACCGCUUCGUCUGCUACGUGCUCGUGGGCGACAACAACGGCCACAUCGGGCUCGGCUCCAAGUGCUCCAAAGAGGUCGCCACGGCCAUCCGCGGCGGUAUCAUCGCCGCGAAGCUGAGUCUCAUCCCGGUGCGCCGCGGGUACUGGGGCAACAAGAUCGGCUUGCCGCACACGGUGCCGAUGAAGGUCGCAGGCAAGUGCGGUUCCGUGAGGGUCCGGCUGGUGCCAGCGCCGCGCGGGUCCAGCGUCGUGGGUUCCCCCGUGAUGAAGAAGAUGUUGGCCUUCUGUGGCAUCCAGGACUGUUUCACCUGCUCCUGCGGACACACGAGGACGAAGGGCAAUUUUAUCAAGGCGACGUUCGACGCCUUGCGCGCAACAUUCGGCUACCUGACACCCGACUUGUGGAAGCCUACGCACUUCAUCAAGUCCCCGUUCCAGGAGUGGUCCGACUACCUGGCCCAGUCCAAGGCCGCGUAUUGA
Molecule: messenger RNA, 768 nt
Organism: Prorocentrum cordatum
Lineage: Eukaryota; Dinophyceae; Prorocentrales; Prorocentraceae
Source: the annotation of a GenBank genome assembly